AUGACAACCCCGCCUACGUCGCCUACGACGCUGACUGAGAACGAAGACAACACCGCCUAUCAUGCUGGGGAUGACGACAGCGUCACCUACGCCGCCUACAUCUCUGAGAAGUCGCCAAACCUUAACUGCCGAUCGACCAGUGUCAGUCUACAGGCGGUGAAAAGCGGCUGUCAUGGGCACAACACGUGCGUCGUGCAGGCGGACUAUUCGUUCAUGCACGAGGACCCGUGCCCAGGGGUCUCCAAGUACCUGCAGAUCGACUAUCAAUGCGUGGUGACUCUGGGUCAGCCUGUUCAAAUGACAACCACGAGAAAACAGCCCGUCACCACCCCAAACAUCCCCGUCACCACCGCGACAAGGGCCACCCCACCAACAACGACAGCUGCACCACCGCAAACGCGCGCAGCCACCACGCAACCCAACCUGCCGCCGGGUAUUAUUCCAAUCAACGUCGGCGGCGGCGGCGGCGGCAACAGCGCGGGCUUUGGUGUGGGAAACAGCGUUAGCAAAAAUCAAACAGGCGUAACCCAGUGUCACGAGUUCCUAGUGUCUGGUCCCCGGGGCGUGCCGGACGGGCAACUGUCUUCUUCUUCCCGGCUCGCAAUCGCCAAUAAUGCGCACAGGGGUCGCCUUUACACGGAUGUUGACGUCCAAAGGGGCCUUGAGGGCGCCUGGACCGCCGAUCCAGCCGAUAGCAACCCUUGGAUACAGGUGAAGAUGAACUGGUUGACGAUCGUGCACGGGGUGACAACCCAGGGGCGCCACGUGAACCCUUCCACCGGGUGCUGUGCGGAGUGGACGACCGGAUACAAGGUGCUCUACAGUGACGACGGACACACGUGGAACACGGUGAAGGACGCAAACGGACAAGACCAGGUGUUUGUUGGUAAUACGGACACCGACACGCCCAUUACACACAUAUUUCCAUGUCCUAUCGUCGCACGCUACAUCCGGCUGCAGGUCGUGUCACACGUUGGCCGUCCGUCUCUCCGGCUAGAACUGAUUGGUUGUCCUACUAACUCACCUGACCUAGGGACGUGUCCGCCGGGCUGGAAGGAGCGUCCCGGAAGUGCCACGUGCUACUUCAUAUCGGACCAAUCAGACACGAAGACAUGGGAAAACGCCAUGAUCAACUGUCGCCGACAACAGGGUCAGAUGGUCAAGAUAGACUCGGCCGCAGAAAAGCAAUGGUUGAUUGGUGAGUUGGCGAAGCUGCAGACGACACAGAAGUUGACUAACUUCUGGACGGGCCUCAACAACCGACCCCGCCGUGACAACAACUACUACCACUGGCACGAUGGCACCUCCCUCAACGCUAACGUGGUAAACUGGCGGUCAGGGGAGCCCAACAAUGGCGGAGGGAUAGAGCACUGCGCCGAGUACCUGACUACCACUGACCGGCUCAACGAUCGUGACUGUGAUAACGGUCUUCCCUACAUAUGUGAACUCUCUAAAUACUGGUUGACGCCGGUAUCCCAAGCCGCGACCCCGCCCACCAGAGCUCCCGGGGUAACCAAUCCAACAACACCAACAACCACCACCGUCCGCCAGUCCACACUAGCGCCUACCACCAUUCAACAUAAGCUGCCUAUUCCGAUAGGAGGGAGCCUGGUGAAUACUGGGAAAAACAACUUCACACGCGUGGGAGGGAACCCGGGCUGUUUAAAGACCUCCGACUGCCAGGCGCUCCCCGGAAUCACGUACGGGGACUACCCUUCGUGCACCGGAUGUGGGUUCUUUAUGACGUGUGCACCCAGCGGCGCCUAUGAUAGGAACUGCCCCCUUAACCUCAAGUAUGACGCCAACAAAGACGCCUGCUCCAGAACAUCAUCGAACUGCGCGGGCCCAUAAGAGCCGUUGACGUAUUUUAAGAGUUGAAGUGUAACAUUGCUUAAAGUGACACUCUUAUUCAUAAUCAAUACAUACACAUGUAUAACACACAUAAUUUUUGAGUGAUAAACCUUAAACUACUUACUAAAUAAUGCAUAUGUGGAAAAUAUUAACUACUGAUAAUAUUUUAACCGUGAAUUUGAUAGCGGAAAGCGCUAAAAUAUUAAUGAUUGGUGAAUGCUUUAGGAUUAACGGUGGUCUACUUAAGUCUCAUAAGGUAUAAAUACCGUGUUUUAUGCUCAUUUCUUUCAAAUUUAACUCGGUAUCAUUCAUAAUAGCCAUUUUUUUCUGAUAUUUAUUUAUUCUUUUUGGAAUUUUAAACAAUGUUAUUAAUUGUGGUAAAUCUAAUUUGGGAGUAAAAGUACAUCUUUAAUAUCACCGACUCGUUCCACUUUUUGCUGAAUACAAUUG
Molecule: messenger RNA, 2301 nt
Organism: Mya arenaria
Lineage: Eukaryota; Metazoa; Mollusca; Bivalvia; Myida; Myidae
Exons: 12
Coding region: 1-1851 (616 amino acids)
Cellular component (GO): extracellular region
Molecular function (GO): chitin binding; carbohydrate binding
Source: RefSeq, a predicted model, not a curated record